This is a messenger RNA of Cynara cardunculus var. scolymus (artichoke), 1053 nucleotides long. Its product is annotated as probable F-box protein At2g36090. NCBI's taxonomy places the organism in Eukaryota, Viridiplantae, Streptophyta, Magnoliopsida, Asterales, Asteraceae. The annotation marks the transcript as partial. Gene Ontology annotation, molecular function: protein binding. The record is from RefSeq and is a predicted model, not a curated record. The transcript has a single exon.
AUGUCCCCCACCACCACACCACCGUUGCUCGCCACCCUCAACGACGGUGCCACUACCGGAAUUUCUUCAUUACCCACCGAUAUCUUAGAAUCCCACAUACUAACUCGUCUCGAUGGCCAAACCUUAGCCUCCGCCACCUGCGUCUCCACCUCACUCUCCGCCGGCCGCCACAACCACCACCUCUGGUCCAACAUCUGCCACUCCACAUGGCCCUCCACCGCCAACGACUGCCUCACCAAAUUCAUCUCCGAUUUCUCCGACGACGGCAAAAACGGACCUCGGUCCUUCUUCUCACACACCUUCCCACUACCCACACCCGACCCCACCACCGUCCCCCCACCACCACAAAAUCAGUCACCAUCAUCAUCGCCGGUGGCGGCAUCUGAAUUGAUCUCCGCCGUCGACAUUUACUACCGGAAUAAUCCAAUACUCACAAAAAUCGAGGAAACCAAAACCACCACCGACUGGUUCCGGUGCUCGCCGUUCAGAAUCGACCUGUUGGACCCAAAAGACGUAGUUCCGAUACAGUCGCCGUUACCGGCCGGCGGAGAUACGGCGGCUCUGAUGGACGACAUGACGUUAAGCUGGAUACUCAUCGACCCGAUUAACAAACGGGCCGUGAAUCUCUCCUCCCACAAGCCGGUCUCCGUUCAACGCCACUGGUUAUCCCGCGAAGUUCAAGUCCGUUUCGUAUCCAUCCUCCGGGGCCGGAGGAGGGGCGGGGGCGGCGACGCUGGGGUGGUGGUGCAGUGUGGGAUAGUGGUGAACUGCGGGCGGUCGGAGGACGGGGAGAUGCAGGUGCGGGAAGUGACAAUGGAGGUGGAGGAUAUGGAUGGAAAACAUUUGAAUGGGAGGGAUAGUUUGGUAAUUUUCCAAAGGGCAAUGGAGGCUAAAAGGGGAAAUGGGGUAAAAAGAGAGGAGGAAGCAAGGAGGAGAUAUAGGAGGUAUGAAGAAAUGAAGAGAGAGAGAAGAGAGAGAAAAUCAAGGGUAGAAGGGACAUUAGACAUUUUAUUUUUGGCUUUUAUUUUAUCAAUUUUUAUUGGCUUACCUUUU